AUGGCUCCUAAAGUUGCUAUCGUCUUUUACUCCAUGUACGGCCACAUUCAAAAGCUUGCCGAAGCCGAAAAGGAAGGUCUCAAGAAGGCUGGAAUUGAAGCUGAUCUCUUCCAAGUUCCAGAGACUCUUCCCCAGGAAGUCUUGACCAAGAUGCAUGCUCCAGCCAAACCCAACAUUCCAAUUAUUGAUCCGGCAACUCUGGCUAGCUAUGACGCAUUCCUCUUCGGCAUCCCAACCCGAUACGGCAACUUCCCUGCACAAUGGAAAGCCUUCUGGGACGCCACAGGCGGCCAAUGGCAAACCGGGGGAUACUGGGGUAAAUACGCCGGUAUCUUCGUCUCCACUGGCACUCCAGGCGGCGGACAAGAAAGCACCGUCAUUGCCUCUUUAUCGACAUUGGCUCAUCACGGCAUCGUCUAUGUUCCACUGGGAUAUGCCAAGGCCUUUGCACAACUCGGUAAUAUAGAAGAGGUCAGAGGUGGCUCAGCAUGGGGCGCAGGAACCUUCGCUGGUGGCGACGGAUCUCGAUCACCCUCUGCACUCGAGUUGGAAAUCGCCACCAUUCAAGGCGAGGAAUUUGGAGAGGUAGAGCCAAAAAAGGCAGGGGCAGAGAGCAAUGGAGCAACUGAAAAUACCAAGCAAACAAAUCGGAGGACAGUAACAGUGCAAAGCGGAGGAGAAACAGGUGCCAGAGAUAAGGAAGGCCCAUGCGGCUUACCUACCAAGUGCACAAUUCAAUGA
Sclerotinia sclerotiorum 1980 UF-70 is the source of this 741-nucleotide messenger RNA. RefSeq lists its product as hypothetical. The transcript has 6 exons. Gene Ontology annotation, molecular function: NAD(P)H dehydrogenase (quinone) activity; FMN binding. The record is from RefSeq and is a predicted model, not a curated record. NCBI's taxonomy places the organism in Eukaryota, Fungi, Ascomycota, Leotiomycetes, Helotiales, Sclerotiniaceae. The coding region runs from base 1 to 741 and encodes 246 amino acids.